AUGGCAAUCGAGAGUCUAACCUCGAGGAAGCAUCAGGAGCAUGGCGGGCUUAUAAGCCUCUCGGCUAAUAGUUCCCAAGCUCUGAUUCCUUUGACGCAAUUGUACAAUCCCCCAUCCCAGCACAAAGUGCAUGCAAGAGCAGACUGGGUCAUUGAGCAAGUUCGGCAAUGGUUGUACCCGCACCUUGAGCAAUUGGGCGCUGAGAAGCUCAUCAAGGGAAUCGUCAACGAGACAGCGUCCAUGUGCUCCUAUCUCUACCCAAACGCCGACGAUGAAGGAAUUUUUCUUGCCACGGGGUUCAUGACGCUUCAAUUUGUCAAUGACGACAUCUUUGAUAGUGCUGCUAUUCUCAAGGCUAUCCAGGCGACUGCGUCGGGACAGCUUUUGGCCAGAGAUCUCCAGAAGCUGCGCGACACUCCAAAACGGCUUGCAGACGGGAUCGUGUGUGCGGCACGUAUAAUAGAGAAUCCCAACGCAUAUGAAGAGUGCCACGAAAUAAUUUCGGACUUGAAUACAGAUCCGUUUCUGUUGGGGGCUAUCUACGAGCUUUCGACGCGCAUGCAUAUCCGCGGCCGACAAAUCAAUGAGGAGCGCUUUAAGGUCUGGCUUGGCAAGUUUUGUGCUGCCAUGAGCGACUUUGGCAAGUCUCAUGCCCUGAUCUACAGCGAAGCCAAGAACAUGACUGUCGAAGAAUACGCAGACCAUAAACUGCGGAAUUCUGGAAUGAUCUAUACCGUUCUCUUCGUCGAGAUGGCAAUGGGUACUUUUCUCUCAGGAGAGCACAAUGCCAUGCCGCGAAUCCGUCAGAUGCAGCAGCAUUGCGAAAAGAUUGGCUCAUUGCUGAAUGAGAUUUUCUCAUAUGAGAAAGAGACGUUUUUGGAGGAUAUAAAUAAUCUGAUUGCCGUGCUUGUACAUACGCAGAAUAUUAGCUUAUAUGAGGCUGCACGACGAGUCGCGGAAAUGUCACAGACACAUGCGCAGGAGGUCAAGCGCAUUCGGACUGAGAUUAAAGCCGAGCGCGAUGAUGAUAGUGGAGAGAACACUGGUCUAAGAACAUACGUCGCGGACAUGGAGUUGUUUGGCGCAGGGUGUUGGUUCUGGCAACUUCAGGGCACGAAACGUUACUUCUCCAAGACGUCGCCGUUUGCUGAGCUGCGGCUGGAGGCAGAAGCUGAGAAGACAUACUAA
Messenger RNA from Fusarium proliferatum ET1, 1188 nucleotides. RefSeq lists its product as uncharacterized. The record is from RefSeq and is a predicted model, not a curated record. The coding region runs from base 1 to 1188 and encodes 395 amino acids. Lineage: Eukaryota; Fungi; Ascomycota; Sordariomycetes; Hypocreales; Nectriaceae. The transcript has a single exon.